Messenger RNA from Cherax quadricarinatus, 733 nucleotides. The record is from RefSeq and is a predicted model, not a curated record. NCBI's taxonomy places the organism in Eukaryota, Metazoa, Arthropoda, Malacostraca, Decapoda, Parastacidae.
CUCAGCUCCACCCACAGGGCAUUGCCCAGGAAUGCCAAUAAUUUGAAUACUGUACUGCCAUUAUUUUGGACUCGUUCUCCGGGGAGACGUUGUGUAUCAUGGUGUAUUUGUUGUAUAAUCAUUGUUAAUGUCAUCUUGAGUGCCAUGAGUGAAGGUAUAACUGCACUGGUGCUAGGGGGUUCAGGGGAGAUAGGCAAACAACUGGUCCGAGAGCUCAUCAACAAUGCUGCUUUCUCCCGUGAUUUAGUUGCCAGACGCCAAUUAAACAUCGAGAGUGAAAAGGCAGAGCAAAAAAUUGUUGAUUUUGAGAAGUUAGAUGACUACAAAGAAGCAUUUGAAGGUGCACAGGUUGCAUACUGCUGUCUGGGAACUACAAGGGCAAAGGCUGGUGCUAAGGGGUUUGUUCAGGUUGACCGAGACUAUGUGAGUCAUGCGGCCCGGCUCUUGAGGGAAGCAGGUUGCUCACACUUUCACCUGGUAACUGCCGCCAAUGCUAAUAAGAAUUCAUUUUUUCUCUACAGUAAGACCAAAGGAGAGGUGGAGGAACUGGUUCAGAAGUUAAAUUUCCCCCGACUUUCCAUUUACCGGCCUUCACUAUUACUCUGUGACCGCGAAGAAUCCAGACCAUUGGAGAAAGUUGCACAGGUGACUUGUCUUUGAAACUGUUAAAUAAAACUUCUUUAAAUGGAGUUAAUAAAAAACAUUAACCUUUAAGACAAGUAUCAGCAAUAUG